AUAUCGGCAAAUACCUCUGGCAAUCUACUGAAAUCUUAGCGACUUUCCUAUAAGACUUGAACGGAAUCAUACCCAUCGAAGACCAGAUCACGCUGCGCUAGAUAUCGAGCAUUUGCAAACCAACUGAGGAGCGCGAGGCUUCCUAAAAUGGCACGAGCAAAGUACAUGAUGGCUAAUGCUCUAAGACUGUAAUUCCGCAAAUUGAGGGAAUCGCAGUCAGGGCUGAGUUAUUGGGAGUGAAGAAGCCAAGGCCCAGAAGAUGUUUAUCCUAUUGAAAAUCUGGAUCACAUCAGAUUUCUGCAUCCCAGACCCGGCUGACACAGGAGCUCCGGGAACGGCACAACCUAACAGCAACGGAUGCAUUUCUAACUGCGGAACGGAUAUCAUAACAUCAGCAGCACCGGACAGUUUUGCUAGGAUCGGCUACUUCGAGGCUUGGAAUGAUCAGAGACCGUGUCUGAAUAUGUGGCCUCAGAGUAUCCCGUCGUACUAUACACACGUGCAUUUUGCAUUUGCUAAUAUCUCUACCGAUUAUGACGUGGAUAUUAGCGCAGUUGAGGAAAUGUUCAAGCAGUUCAAGGCGAAAACCGGGUUUAAGCAUAUACUUUCCUUUGGAGGCUCGGCUUUCUCAACAUCGACCUUAUAAUCAAGGCCGGAUGCAUCGAGCGCGCCAUCGUGUCGGCCGGCGGGCCCAAGAUCUCUUGCCAGGGUCACGACUUGGAUAUUAAGAAACGGAUAGAUGAUGGGAUUGGAGGAGAAA
Molecule: messenger RNA, 760 nt
Organism: Hypoxylon fragiforme
Lineage: Eukaryota; Fungi; Ascomycota; Sordariomycetes; Xylariales; Hypoxylaceae
Exons: 4
Coding region: 260-646 (128 amino acids)
Biological process (GO): carbohydrate metabolic process
Source: RefSeq, a predicted model, not a curated record